Molecule: messenger RNA, 2033 nt
Organism: Prosopis cineraria
Lineage: Eukaryota; Viridiplantae; Streptophyta; Magnoliopsida; Fabales; Fabaceae
Product: protein REVEILLE 7-like
Exons: 7
Coding region: 244-1632 (462 amino acids)
Molecular function (GO): DNA binding
Source: RefSeq, a predicted model, not a curated record
CCCUCCCUCUCCUCCUUCUUUGUUCUUACCUUCUCUCUAUUUCCUCGUUCUUUGCUCGUUUAAUUUCUCUGAGAUUACUUUGUUUCUCUCGGAGUAUAUAACAUUCUUGAGAAACUAUAUGUUUUCCCGCGAAUCGAAAUCGUGAAAAAUUUUGUAUCUCAAGCAGAAUCCGAGGCCGCUGGGUUUGCUCUCUAUUAAGGUUAGAGUGUUUUCUCCGGCACGACUUACUCUGAUUUUGCUCCAAUGGAGAUGCAGGACCAAAAUGAAGGAACAAAGUUGAAUAGUGCUGGCAAUGCUAGUAAUAACCAUCCCAACAACGGCACAAAAUCAGAAAAUGUUGCCCUGUUGAAGGAUCACACUCCUAACGAAAACAACCAUACUCCUAAGGUGAGGAAACCCUAUACCAUUUCCAAGCAAAGAGAAAAGUGGACAGAGGAAGAGCAUCAGAAGUUCCUAGAAGCUUUGAAAUUGUAUGGUCGUGGUUGGCGGCAAAUUGAAGAACACGUAGGUACAAAGACUGCCGUUCAGAUUCGAAGCCAUGCCCAGAAAUUCUUCUCUAAGGUUACCCGGGAAUCUGAUGGUACUGCUGAAAGUUCUAUAAAACCAAGUGAUAUACCGCCUCCUCGGCCAAAGAGGAAGCCCCUGCAUCCAUAUCCCCGGAAAUCAGUUGAUUCUAGUAAAAGCCUAUCUAUAGCAAAUGAAGCGGAAAGAUCUUCAUCCCCAAACCUGGCAGUUGCAGAGAAAGACACCCAAUCUCCGACCUCUGUGUUCUCUGCAUUUAAUUCAGAAGUAUUUGGGUCAGCAUCUUCAGAGCAGCCUAACAGAUGUCAAUCACCUAAUUCUUGUGCCACUGAGGUUCGCUCAUCCAACUCAUCACUGUCACCUGUUGAAAACUCUUUAUCUGCUGGUUUGAACAUACAUGUAUUGCCGACGAAGUCUGAGUUGAGUUCCAAGGAUACUGAAUCUUCUAUUGAAAAUGCUACCAACGUGGCCCAUGUUACAAGUAUUAAGCUGUUUGGAAGAACUGUUCAGAUGGUAGAUAAUCCGAAGUCACUUGAUGUAGUUGGGGAGAAUAUCAAGGUAGCUGCAAGCAAGUCUGAUCAAGUAGAUGAUGUUGAGAACGAAAAGCUUGGCCAAACAUGGCCAUCCAGUCAACUCGAUUCACAAUUAUCACUGGGCAUGUAUGAUAGUGCUGCAACCCUUGAAGGAGCUGAAGCAAAUUGCUCAGAAUACCGGAAAGAGAACCCAUGCUUUGUGGAACCUGCACCUGAUGAAACUUUGUCAUGGUGGAAUAUGUGCCAACACCUUCCACUCGUUUACAUUCGUCCAUGUAACCAAAUUCUAAAUCCUAAACCUAUCCGUCCCUCUUUGAAAGACAGGGUGAUAGAGAAGGAAACUUCCUGUACUGGUUCAAAUGCUGAAACUGUUUGUGAAAUGGAAAAUGGGGACAGGAACUCAGAAUCUGAUGAUUCUCAAAGCCAAUUGUCUCAUCACGAGGGAGAGAAUGUACCCUGCAGAGUGUCUUCAAGAGGGUUUGUACCAUAUAAAAGAUGUUUAGCCGAGAGAGAUCCAAGUUCAGCUUUUGUUGCAUUGGAAGGGAGGAAGGGGCAACGGGCUAGGGUAUGCCUGUAGCUUUCCAUUGCUCUUACAGAUGGUUACAUAGAGGUCCAGUUUUGGCCUGAAAAUUUGCCUCAAAAGUCUAGGAGGAACUAAUUUAGUAGGUGAUAUCUAAUUGAGAAACAUCUUAUUUACAAUUCUUUUCAUAUAUCUCCAGCUUGUCAGCAUUUACCUUGCCGUAAAAUUUAGACCUUGGCAUAUCUCAAUGUACGUAUAAAAUGCCACAUGCUUCCAGCCACCUCAGGGAAUUGUACACCUGGAUUCGUUUCUGUAUUGCAUUUUUUGGCCUACAUAAUUUCGGGUACAUGGCUGGCGACCCAUUGAUGUGUGUGUGUAUGUAGGACAUGUAUAUCCAUUUAGGCCUUGGUAAUCAAAUCCAAUAUCCGCAAUUAAUAAAAAGCUAAAUCCUUUCUCAA